This is a messenger RNA of Brachypodium distachyon (stiff brome), 2116 nucleotides long. RefSeq names its product nucleolin 1. The transcript has 16 exons. Bases 83 to 1903 code for a protein of 606 amino acids. Gene Ontology annotation, molecular function: RNA binding. Lineage: Eukaryota; Viridiplantae; Streptophyta; Magnoliopsida; Poales; Poaceae. The record is from RefSeq and is a predicted model, not a curated record.
CAAACCCUCUCUAAAACCCUAGCGACUAGGGUUCCUCCCAUUCCCCACCCCGCCUCCUCGUCUCACCGCCGCCAGCGAACCCAUGGGCAAGUCCAGCAAGAAGUCCGCGGCUCCCGCCGCCGUGGCGGCCGAGGCCGUCGUCCCCAAGGGCAAGGCCGGGAAGAAGCGCGAGGCGGAGGACGAGAUCGAGAAGGCCGUGAGCGCAAAGAAGCAGAAGGCGGCGCCGGCCAAGGCGGUGCCCGUGCCCGCCAAGGCCGCCAAGAAGCAGCCGCCGCCCAAGCAGGCCGAGAGCAGCUCCGAAGAGGACUCCUCGGAGUCCGAGGAGGAGGUCAAGGUCCAGGCGAAGAAGCCUGCGGCGAAGCCUGCCAAACCGGUGUCAUCUUCUGAUGAUAGCAGUGAUGAAUCAUCUGAUGAGGAACCUGCAAAAAAGCCUGCUGCUAAACCUGCGGCCCCAGUUGCCAACAAUGGUUUGAAGAAAGGCAAGCAAGAGAGCAGCUCUUCUGAGGAUGAGUCGGAGGAGGAGUCGGAUGAGGAUGAGAAACCUGCCGCUCCCGUAAAGAAACCAUCUGCGAAGGAAUCUGACAGCUCCGAGAGUGACUCAGAGGAUGACUCAGAUGAGGAUGUACCUGCCAAGCCUAAGACUCCUGCUGCUGUUACCAAAAAGGAAGAUUCUAGUGAUAGUUCCGAGUCGGAGAGUGAAGAAUCUGAGGAUGAGGAUAAAACUAAGAAAGUCCCUCCAGCUGCUGCUAAAAGGAAAGAGGAAUCCAGUGAUUCCUCAGAGAGUGAUGAGAGUGAUGAAGAGCCUCCCCAGAAGAAGCAGAAGGAGGCUGCUAAGGUUGCCCCCAAGGCUGUCAAAAAGGAGAGUAGCAGCGAUGAGGAAAGUGAUGAGGAAAGUUCUGAUGAUGAACCUAAGCAAACACAACAAAAGAAGCCAGCAGCUAAGGCAGCAGACAGCAGUGACUCUGAGGACUCUGAGGAGGACAGUGAUGAUGAAGAUGACAAAUCAACUAAAACACCAAAGAAGGAAGCACCAACUGCCACAAAAGCACAGAAGGAAGAGCCUAAAACUCCUGCUAGCAACCAAAGUCAGGGAACAGGGUCCAAGACCCUUUUUAUGGGCAACCUUCCCUUCAGUGCUGAGUUUGGGCAAGUGAAGGAAUUUUUCGCAGAGGCUGGUGAGGUUGUUGAUGUUCGUCUGGCUACACAUGAGGAUGGUCAUCCUAAGGGCUAUGCUCAUGUUGAAUUUGCCACAGCUGAAGAUGCCAAGAAGGGACUUGAGUUGAAUGGUCAGGAACUAAUGGGUCGUGCAGUGAGACUUGACUUGGCACUUGAAAGAGGUGCUACUCCCCGCCCCAGGGAUGGUGGGUCUUUCCAGAAGCCAUCUGGAGGUUCCAGCCUCUCUGUAUUUGUUAAGGGUUUUGAUUCAUCUCAACAGGAGGACAAGAUCCGAAGCUCUCUUGAACAACAUUUCUCCAAAUGUGGAGAGAUUACACGUGUCUCAGUUCCGAUGGAUUAUGAGAGUGGUGAAAGCAAAGGCAUAGCAUACAUGGAUUUUACUGAUGAGAGUUCCUUCUCAAAAGCACUCGAGCUUAGCGGGUCUGACCUUGGUGGCUACAACCUGUAUGUUGCUGAAGCAAAGCCUAAAGGUCAGUUUGGUAGUGGCGGCGGCCGUUCUGGUGGUAGAGAUGGUGGCCGAUCUGGAGGCCGUGGUUUCGGUGGCCGGUCUGGUGGCCGUGAUGGUGGUGGCAGGUUUGGCCGGUCUGGUGGCCGUGAUGGUGGUGGCAGGUUUGGCCGAUCUGGUGGCCGAGAUGGUGGUAGAAGAGGAGGUGGCCGAGGCUUCCAGAGCAGGCAGAGUGCUGGUACCGCUAGCGCAGGAAAGAAAACUACAUUCGGCGAUGAUUAGAGACGUUUGAGCAAAAAUGGUGUUUCACAGCUACACUCUGAUGCGACAAUUUAUCUUAUGUUUUCUGAAUACUGUUCUGUCUCUAAAAUGGUUGUCCUAGUGGACCUAGUAUCAUUUUUGUCUGUAACAUUGGCUGCUGCCGUUUUGGUUGGUUGAACCAUGAAGGAUUUCUAUUAUAUAUGCAACACCUAGUAUGUUGGCCUCGUUUGUCAA